AUGGCUGUUGGAGACAUCUCCGAUUGUGAGAAUAACGUGAGCAUGUUCGAAUCGAACGGUUGGGCAGCAUUACCGGAUGUUCUCCUCGAAGAAAUUUUUUCGACUUUGCCAAUUAAAAAUCUUGGUCGAUGUGCACAGGUAGGGAAAUGUGCAAUGCAUAAGAACGUCAGCAGAGGAAAGCACCCAACUGUAUCAUAUGCCGGAAUCCAGAAAUUAUUCGUAAACUAUCCCUGGCGCCGAUUUCAAUUCGAAGAUUUCAUUUUUACCCGACGUAAAUUCACCUCGCAUUCAGGAUGGCAGUAUACUAUCGACCACUGGAGACUCAGGUUCCUGAUUAUGAGAGCUGCAUCAAAAUGGCGUGAAUUGGAAAUCAAACCUGUUACAAUACUUUUCAAUUUAUAUGAAUUUUUCCGUGUUUUAACGAAUUUUUCCGAAUAUUACGAGAAAACUAGUGAUGACCGACCGCUGCAGGGGAUACGCUCGUUUAUAUUCCGAUGGCAGUUGCACUUCGAACAGCAAGGUGAUCACCACAUGAAGGUGGUUGGAACAGGAGGUGAAAUGUUGAAAACACUAUCGUUGCUGCUGUCCCACUUACAUGGCCUUAGCGAUUUAGCGCUUUACGAACUUCAACUUGAACCAUGGGAAAGCAAUUAUUUUGUCGAUGAGGUCAGUGCUGCUCGUAUUUGGAUUCUGAAACUGCAAACAUAUGCAGCUGUUAACUUUCCUCGUGCGUUUUUACAAAUUGGUCUCUUCCUGAACCUCGAGCAUUUGACCGUAUCACCACAACAUCUGGACGAGUCAGUGAUCACUCUAAUCGCUGACCUCAAACGACUGCAAUCGUUCACCAUCUAUCAGAACGAGAAAUCAGUGGGUUCGAAUGCAGUCAGUGCUGCUACAUGGAGAGCUUUUGCGUCCAGCAAUACCCAUACUCGAGUCUACUUGAUAUUAUCAGGGCAAUGUCACUGUGAUCUUCUUAUUCAACCUAAUGCGCCAGUUUACGCAAUUAUCUACGAAAAUUCCAAUGGACAGCUCACGGCCGAUGUGGCACAGCAGUUCGCUAAUUCGAUGGGGUUUGCAGCCAAGUUGAAACUGCUGGCGAUUCGAGAACGAAUUUCGUUCGGUACAAUACUUUUGCUGUCGCUCAUCGCUAGAGACCAUCGAACAACUCUUUGUGUGAGACGAAACGCACUUCUGAAAAGGAGGAACUGGUCAAGUUCUGAGAUUCAUGCCGUAUUGGGCGAGAACGCUGAUUUUGGAUGGUUUCGUCGUAGUUGUUCCAGUUAUGAAGCCAUUGAACAACAGAUUCGUCUGAUUACGGGCUCUGGUGCAACAAUUGUUUCGGAUAACAGAUAUUUGUAUAGUUUCUAG
Molecule: messenger RNA, 1368 nt
Organism: Anisakis simplex (herring worm)
Lineage: Eukaryota; Metazoa; Nematoda; Chromadorea; Rhabditida; Anisakidae
Source: the annotation of a GenBank genome assembly